AUGUUGGACAAUGAUGAUGAUGAUAAUCAUAUUCAUUCGAAAUCCAAUCCAAAUUAUAAUCAAUUAUCAUCAUCAUCAAUAUUUUGUGUUGGAAAUUCAUAUCGUUUGAAUGGUAUUGGUGAAUUAUUAGCAUCACUAGCACUAAUGUGUAUACUGUCAUUAUUAAUGGCAUUUCUUGCAUUAUCAUUUAUUCAAAGAUCAUAUUCAAUUUCACAAUUAUCAGCAAAUAAUGUAAUACUGCCAAAUGAACAGCCGAUUAAUGUAUAUAAUAAUAAUUCAAAACAAUCAAGAUUCUUUCAUACCAACACCAAUGUCAAUACAAAUGGUAAUGGACAAUUUAAUCAAAAAAUUGUUGCCAAUGCUAAAGAAUAUAUAAAAGUAUUUCAAAUAUCAAUAUCAUUAAGCACAUUGACCAUUGCAUUGGAUCUUUGUUGUUUAUUCGUAUGUUGUAUACAAUUUUUAUCCAUUAUUAAAUUAUUGAAAACACCGUUUGGAGUUCGAAGGUCAUUUGAAUUUAUUAAGAAAACAUCACAUAUACGAAUCAUUUCGAUUGGAGCUUUUCUAGUUUCAAUACCAAUCUUUUUUACUGGUAUAAUCCUUUAUACGUUUGUCAAUUUUGAUGAAAUACCAGCAUUAAUAACAUCGAUUAUAAUUGGAAUUGGAAUUAUAUUCUGUGGUGUUGCUUCAGUUCAAAAUGUUUAUCUAUGGCAGUGGGAAAAAACUAAAGCCAGUCAAGAGAUGCAACAAUUUCAUCAUCAACAACAACAACAACAAAGCGAAAUCUUCAACAACAACAACAAUCAUCAUUUGUUUAUGGAAAUGGACAGAUAAACAAUAACAAUACAAUCAAUAAUAAUAAUACAUUAUCAUCAAUAUAUCAGCCGGCUGAAUUAUCGACAUUAGUCUGAUGAUUUAUAUUUUGUUUUCAUUUGAAACCAAAACUAAAUUUAGUCAUUGUUGUUGUUUUGAAAAUUGAAUUCCAAAGAAUUUAAUGACUAUUAAUGUUUUAUUUCCUCUUAUCACUACUACAUACGUAUUACAAC
Dermatophagoides farinae (American house dust mite) is the source of this 1043-nucleotide messenger RNA. The record is from RefSeq and is a predicted model, not a curated record. Lineage: Eukaryota; Metazoa; Arthropoda; Arachnida; Sarcoptiformes; Pyroglyphidae.